CCAAUCGCAGCAGAGUUCAGAGGUCAGAGCGGAGGAAAGCGGAAGUUGUUGGCUGCUCGUUAGCCUUUAGCAGGCUAACCGGCGGCUGCUCGCGUUUCCGCCGCUUGUCACCGGAAAGUGAAGAUAUGAAAGGCUUCGUACUUUGUAAAAGAUGAGGGCAAGACGAGCAGGGGAAUGAUUUCAACUUCUGACAGAUGAUAAACACGCUUAAAGAAACCCGGACGUGUUAACAGCUUCCAGCAGCCACAGACACGAUGAGUGCCAAAUAUGGCUUGGGGGGCUACAACAAUUCGCGGAAGUACAUUUCCAUUUCCAUCCCGUCGUCCACAGAGGUGAUGUCACCUCACAUAAAGUCUGUGGAGGAGCUGAGGGUUCUUGGAAUCAACCUUAGCAGCUUAAGUGCCCCUAAACAGUUCAUCACYUGUGUAGCUGGAGUCUUCCUCUUUUAUCUGAUCUAUGGAUACUUGCAGGAGCUGAUCUUUUCUGUAGAAGGAUUCAAGCCRUUUGGUUGGUACCUGACUCUGGUCCAGUUUGGCUUUUACUCCAUGUUUGGACUCGUGGAGCUACAGCUCACACAAGACAAACGCAGAAGGAUACCAGGGAAGACCUAUAUGAUCAUAGCAUUUUUAACAGUAGGCACCAUGGGCCUGUCCAAUACCUCUUUGGGAUACUUGAACUACCCAACACAAGUCAUCUUCAAGUGCUGUAAACUCAUCCCAGUCAUGAUUGGAGGAGUCUUUAUACAAAGUAAAAGAUAUAAUCUGAUCGAUGUGUCAGCUGCCCUCUGUAUGAGUCUGGGACUCAUCUGGUUUACCCUGGCUGACAGCAAAGUGGCUCCCAACUUCAACGUUACAGGUGUCAUGCUUAUCUCUCUGGCGCUGUGCGCAGACGCUGCCAUUGGAAAUGUGCAGGAGAAAGCCAUGAAACUCUACAACGGYUCCAACUCCGAAAUGGUGCUGUACUCGUACUCUAUUGGUUUUGUCUACAUACUGGCAGGUCUGCUCGGUGUGGGUGGACUGGGACCAGCAGUAGCUUUCUGCUCAGAGCACCCUGUCAAAACAUACGGUUAUGCCUUCGUCUUCUCCCUCACGGGUUAUUUUGGAAUCUCUUUUGUGUUGGCCUUAAUCAAGCUUUUUGGUGCCCUAGCUGCGGUGACAGUGACCACCGGGAGAAAGGCCAUGACUAUCGUACUUUCCUUCAUGUUCUUCUCCAAACCUUUUACUUUCCAGUACAUCUGGGGUGGCCUUCUGGUUCUCUUCGGCAUCUUUUUGAAUGUUUACAGCAAAAACAAGGACAAAAUGAAGCUCCCCUCGAUCAGGGGCUGGCUGCUGACACGGAAGAAAGUCAGAUUUCUUUCAGAAGACGUAUAGAAGCCCCUCCCUCCUCCCCGCCCCCAAUAAAUGUGGCACAAUCCUGCACGGGCAGGCUGCUCGGGUCUGCUUCAGGUGUAGCGUCGGCCCWCGUUUUACGGGGAGAUGUGCUGAAACGUGCCUGAGCUACGGGGGCUACAUCACCACCGUUAUUGAGCCAAGGAUGGGUAUUACAGGGUCCGACCUCCUAUCAGCCUUACUAACAGCUGACGUGAUUAAACUGGAUCAGGGUGUUGCUGGGUCCUGUCUAGAUCUACCACUGGUUAGCUGAGAGCACUGUAUCAGCAGUGAAAUGACGGGGGGGAAUGUUUUUUUGUUUGUUUGUUUAGUUUUUUUAAAGGGAAUCAUUUCCCUGUGGGGUUCUUUUGAAGCAACGCUUUAAAGCCCACACAGAAACAUUCCUUACAUAAAGUAAAACACCGAGGACAUCUGAGUCUCUCUGAAGGGAAACCAGCUCCUUAGCCAACCAAAAUGCAGAGUUUUGCACUGGAAUCAACUCUUAACACUUUUGAGUGUUUGGGAGGGAAAAAAAUCUUUAGAAGGAAGAAAUGCAAAGAAAUGCAUUAAUUAAUGUGACUAAAAUGAUUGUCACCCASCCUGUGAGGGGAAAAUACAUUUUUGAUAAAAAGCUUAUUGGCCCCCUGCAUGUGCCAGAGAGAUGGGUGAAAAAAUAUCGUUUUACAUAAUAAUUGUCUUUACAGAAGUGUCUUUCAGAGUUUAUUGGUAAUUUAAAAGAAAUAUCAGCGCGUGGUCAUGUGGUUACAAAUCUAAAGGAAUGUGUAAUCAUUCGUUUCUCUGUACAGCAACUGCCAUGAUUUGUUAACCACAUUUCUGGGUGAGAGGGUACAUCUCUUUUUACAAUAAAAGUAUGUAUUUAGUAAUUAUGGUGA
Austrofundulus limnaeus is the source of this 2260-nucleotide messenger RNA. RefSeq names its product solute carrier family 35 member B3 (gene slc35b3). Gene Ontology annotation, biological process: transmembrane transport; 3'-phosphoadenosine 5'-phosphosulfate transport. The record is from RefSeq and is a predicted model, not a curated record. Gene Ontology annotation, cellular component: endoplasmic reticulum membrane; Golgi membrane. The transcript has 10 exons. NCBI's taxonomy places the organism in Eukaryota, Metazoa, Chordata, Actinopteri, Cyprinodontiformes, Rivulidae. Gene Ontology annotation, molecular function: 3'-phosphoadenosine 5'-phosphosulfate transmembrane transporter activity. The coding region runs from base 255 to 1370 and encodes 371 amino acids.